This is a messenger RNA of Echinostoma caproni, 942 nucleotides long. NCBI's taxonomy places the organism in Eukaryota, Metazoa, Platyhelminthes, Trematoda, Plagiorchiida, Echinostomatidae. The record is from the annotation of a GenBank genome assembly.
ACCAAUGCACAAAGACAAAGAGUGGCAUCUGAACAAACAAGACAGAACACCAGAGCUACUCGUCUCGCAGUGAAACUGCGAACUAAAUGGGAUGAAUUUAACAAUACAACCAGACUUGCAGACCGCAUUGAUGCUAUUCGGGACUUGAGAGAUAUACUCGAUCUGGCUAAAACGCAAGUGGAUGAAGAAAUAUCAAUGGAAAAAGAACUGAUCGAGAAAUCAAACAAUCGUCUUCAGCAGCAAAUUGAUGCAGCUUUUGAACAAAUGAUGUUGCUGAAGGAAGCCAGGAGUCAACUUCUGAUUGAUUUGCAGCAGAAAAACGAAGCAAUGGAUAUAGAUAUUGAACAAUAUAAACUGCGUCCUGAGUGUCCGGGUGUUUCGUACAAACCAAACCCUCUUCGAAUUCCUAAAGGCUCUACAACUCCACAACAAUGGGAAAAUUUUUCGCGUUACAAUUGGGAACGUGCCCAGGCGGAAAUCGGAUCUGGUCAACGGUUGCAGAACGAUCUGCACCAAUUGGAAUUGGCCAUACAAAACAUGAUUCCGGCAGAGAAAUUAGCUCAAACUCGUUUGGAACGCCGAACCUACAGACCGGGUGUUGAAUUGUGUCGAGAUGCACCACAAUAUGGUCUAACCGACGAAGUCUUACAAACGCAGGUCAGCAAAGAAGCAUUGUUUGAAAAGCAGCGUCAAUGCAGACAUGCACUGGAUGCGUUACAUAAGCAGCUAAAUCGAAUCAAUGAUGAUAUUGCUGUGAAACAGGCCAGUUUGGCACUGGAGAAUCAGUGUAUUGAGUUACGUUAUCAACGUAUGGAUCGGGCACAGCCCCAGGCGGAUCCGGAUCCAGCUACCGGGAAAACACAUGCUACGGAAAUGCUAAGCACAAUUAAGGAGCCCCCGACCACAAUUGCACCAAAUUUGGCUACCAAACUGCUUGCAUAG